Dermochelys coriacea (leatherback sea turtle) is the source of this 3419-nucleotide messenger RNA. RefSeq names its product c-Maf inducing protein (gene CMIP). NCBI's taxonomy places the organism in Eukaryota, Metazoa, Chordata, Testudines, Dermochelyidae. The record is from RefSeq and is a predicted model, not a curated record. Gene Ontology annotation, cellular component: cytosol; nucleoplasm. The transcript has 21 exons. Bases 609 to 2927 code for a protein of 772 amino acids.
GAGCCGCCCUGUGCGCGGCUGCCGCUGCGGCUGCAACCGUCUGUUGGCGGAGCCACUUCGCUCCUCUCCGGUCGCCGCAGCCACAUGCCCACGCUCCGCGCCGGCUGCACGCGCGCCCUCUCCCCCCCCCCGCCCUGCACGCGCGCAGCCCCGGGGGCAGAGACCCGCGCGCUCUCCCUCCCCCCACCCCGGGCGGGUUCCCCUCCCCUCCCCUCCCCUCCCCGCCGCGCCGCGCCGCGCGCGCUGCCCACUGCCCCGCGCGUCAGUCCCCCGCGCCCCGCUGGGCACGCUCCGCGGGAGCAUGGAUCCGGCGCAGUGAAGCCCGCCGGAGGAAGCCGGGACGGCGCUGACGAGAGGGCAGAGGCGCGCGGGUUGUCGCUGAAAUAAGGACUUUUUAAAAAAAUUGCUUCCUUCCCUUUUUUGGGGGGUGGCUCAUUCCCUUCCCCCCCCCCCCGCAUCCUCUUGGACAGUUUUCCCUCACCCCCCUCCCCGGGCCAGGCGGUCUUUUUUUUGAAGGGGGGGGGGCUUUUAAAUUAUUUUUUUAAAACCCUUUUUUUAAAAAAAAAAAAAAAAGGCGGUCCCCGUUCAGCCAGUAGCCCCGGGCUGCAAUGGAUUUUACCGGCGGCUCGGGCGGGGGCAGCGAUCGCCGCCAGAUCGAGGAGAGCAAGCCGCUGCUGGGUGAAAUGUCUGCUACGGAGGGGAGUAAAAUGGGUGCUGCUCGUUGCAGGCGACCCCUUCUGCACUGCAAUGGCAUGAGGUAUAAACUGCUGCAAGAGGGGGACAUCCAGGUUUGUGUCAUCCGACACCCCCGGACAUUUCUUAGCAAGAUCCUCACCUCCAAAUUUUUGAGGAGGUGGGAGCCUCAUCAUGUAACCCUGGCGGAUAACAGCUUAGCCUCGGCGACACCAAUUGGGUAUAUGGAAAACUCAAUUUCCUACAGUGCUAUUGAAGACGUUCAGCUGCUCUCCUGGGAGAAUGCCCCUAAGUACUGUUUACAGCUCACAAUUCCUGGGGGUACAGUCUUACUGCAGGCUGCAAACAGUUACCUGAGGGAUCAGUGGUUUCAUUCUUUGCAGUGGAAGAAAAAGAUUUAUAAGUACAAGAAAGUGCUUAGUAACCCAAGCCGUUGGGAGGUUGUUUUGAAGGAAAUUAGGACACUGGUGGACAUGGCGCUAAACUCUCCACUACAGGAUGAUUCCAUCCACCAAGCACCACUGGAGAUUGUCUCAAAGCUGCUCUCGGAGAACACCAACUUAACCACUCAAGACCAUGAGAGCAUUAUUGUGGCAAUUGCACCUUUGCUGGAAAACAAUCACCCUCCACCUGACCUCUGUGAAUUCUUCUGCAAGCACUGCAGAGAACGCCCUCGGUCCAUGGUUGUCAUAGAAGUGUUCACACCAGUGGUACAGAGAAUCCUCAAACACAACAUGGAUUUUGGGAAGUGCCCUCGGUUGAGGCUGUUUACUCAGGAGUAUAUUCUGGCUCUGAAUGAACUGAAUGCUGGCAUGGAGGUGGUGAAGAAGUUCAUUCAUAGCAUGCAUGGUCCCACUGGACAAUGCCCCCAUCCCAGGGUCCUGCCGAAUCUUGUAGCUGUCUGCUUAGCAGCCAUUUAUUCUUGUUAUGAGGAAUUUAUCAACAGUCGAGACAAUUCUCCAAGCCUGAAGGAAAUUCGCAACGGCUGCCAACAGCAAUGUGACCGAAAGUCUAACUUACCCCUCCGGCUUCUCCACACAAGUCCUGACCUGGUCUCUCAAGAGGCCACCUUAAGCGAAUCUCGCCUCAAAUCAGUCAUUGUCACAUCGAACGAGAUCCACGUGGAAGUGGAGCGUAACAACACAGCUAACCAGAAGAUGACGGCCAAUGUCGGCAAUGAUAGUGAGCCCAACUUGAUUGACUGCCUGAUGGUCAGCCCCACCUGUAGCACCAUGAGCAUCGAGCUGAGUGCCCAGGCAGACAGGAUUCUUGGCUGCUACGUGGAAAUACUCAAAAUGCUGUCGGACUAUGAUGACUGGAGACCAGCUCUGGCCAGCUUGCUUCAACCUAUCCCAUUUCCCAAGGAGGCUCUCGCACAUGAGAAAUUCACAAAGGAGCUGAAAUAUGUGAUUCAAAGAUUUGCGGAAGACCCAAGACAAGAAGUCCACUCGUGUUUGCUGAGUGUGCGGGCUGGCAAAGAUGGCUGGUUCCAGCUAUACAGUCCUGGGGGAGUGGCCUGUGAUGACGACGGAGAACUAUUUGCCAGUAUGGUUCAUAUUUUAAUGGGGUCUUGUUAUAAGACAAAAAAAUUCCUGCUUUCGCUGGCUGAAAACAAACUUGGUCCCUGCAUGCUACUGGCUCUGAGGGGCAACCAGACCAUGGUGGAGAUUCUGUGUUUGAUGCUGGAAUAUAACAUCAUCGACAACAAUGAUACACAGCUCCAGAUCAUCUCUACCCUGGAAAGCACGGAUGUGGGAAAGAGAAUGUAUGAACAGCUGUGUGACAGGCAGAGGGAAUUAAAAGAACUGCAAAGGAAAGGUGGUCCCACACGGUUAACCCUGCCAUCCAAAUCCACAGAUGCAGACCUGGCCCGGUUAUUAAGCUCGGGAUCCUUUGGAAAUUUGGAAAACCUCAGCCUGGCCUUCACCAAUGUAACAAGUGCCUGUGCUGAGCACCUCAUCAAACUGCCUUCGCUCAAGCAGCUGAACCUGUGGUCAACUCAGUUUGGAGAUGCAGGUUUGCGGCUUCUCUCUGAACACCUCACCAUGUUGCAAGUGCUCAACUUGUGUGAGACUCCCGUCACAGAUGCUGGGCUGCUGGCAUUGAGCUCUAUGAAAAGCCUGUGUAGCUUAAAUAUGAACAGCACCAAACUUUCAGCAGACACCUAUGAAGAUCUCAAGGCUAAAUUGCCCAACCUGAAGGAAGUGGAUGUGCGCUACACCGAAGCCUGGUGAACUCUCUCUCUCUCUCUCUCUCUCUCUCUCUCUCUCUCUCUCUAGCUUCUGACAAGAAGAAAAAGAUUUUAAAAACAAAACCAGAAAAUAAAACAACUUUUGGCUAAGACCUGUAGAGCAGUGAGUUCUGGGACUACACGUCUAGCAGUUGUGGUUGUGAGAUAGAGGAGUCGCUGUGUGGGGGGGAGGGUGAACUGAGCAUGCCCAGACCCUGCCUAAUUCUUUCAGCUUUGUAAUUUGAAAAUCAACAUAAUUUAAAUUGGAAAAAAAAAAGACAACUUUGUAACAGCAAGAGGAUUCUAAAGAGGAGGGGAAAACACCAUCCUUUGUGGAUUUUAUUUGCCUUUGUGUUUUAUGGUGUGUAGAGGAAAAAAACAGAAUACAUCAAUUUCUUAUGGUUUUAAUUGGGUUCCCUCAGCUGGAGUUCAUCCAUUAGGAACUCCUCCUCCUUCACCGUUUUUGUUCCAGGAAGGCAGUCUACAAAACAUCAAG